GAUCGCCAGCGGCUUCGGGGGCGCGCUCUUCGUCUACUUCAACCGCAAGAUCGUGCAGUUCAUGCGCCGCCAGAAGACCAUCAACCGCUUCCUCAUGAAGAAGUGGGUGACUGGUGGUCCCUGGCAUCGGGGCAGAGGAGCCAGGGCUGCACCGACGUCACCCACUGCCCCGUACCACCCUGCCAGGCGCCUGCUCUUCCCUGCCCUGGUGACACUGCUCAUCUCCACGCUGACCUUCCCGCCCGGCUUCGGACAGUUCAUGGCCGGCCAGCUCACCCAGAAGGACACCCUGGUGACACUCUUCGACAACCAGACGUGGGCCAAGCAGGGCCUCAGUGACGAGUUCGAGUAUUUGGGCAUCCUGGAGGCCUGGCGGCACCCCCGCUCCAACGUCUUCGUCACACUUGUCAUCUUCAUCCUCAUGAAGUUCUGGAUGUCAGCCCUGGCCACCACCAUCCCGGUGCCCUGCGGAGCCUUCAUGCCCGUCUUCGUCAUCGGGGCAGCCUUUGGGCGCCUGGUGGGGGAGAGCAUGGCAGCCUGGUUCCCUGAUGGCAUCCACACUGAGAGCAACACCUACCGCAUCGUGCCGGGGGGCUACGCUGUGGUGGGGAGUGGGGAUGACCCCACCACGGCGGGUGUCCCGGUGUCCACGGCUGUCAUCGUCUUUGAGCUGACGGGGCAGAUCUCUCACAUCCUGCCAGUCAUGAUUGCCGUCAUCCUGGCCAACGCUGUGGCCCAGAGUCUUCAACCCUCCCUCUACGACAGCAUCAUCCGCAUCAAGAAGCUGCCCUACCUCCCUGAGCUGGGCUGGGGCCACCACGAGUGA
This is a messenger RNA of Phaethon lepturus (White-tailed tropicbird), 826 nucleotides long. RefSeq names its product chloride channel protein 2-like. The transcript has 5 exons. Gene Ontology annotation, biological process: transmembrane transport; chloride transport. The record is from RefSeq and is a predicted model, not a curated record. Lineage: Eukaryota; Metazoa; Chordata; Aves; Phaethontiformes; Phaethontidae. Gene Ontology annotation, cellular component: membrane. The annotation marks the transcript as partial. Gene Ontology annotation, molecular function: voltage-gated chloride channel activity.